Molecule: messenger RNA, 2036 nt
Organism: Rhodamnia argentea
Lineage: Eukaryota; Viridiplantae; Streptophyta; Magnoliopsida; Myrtales; Myrtaceae
Product: disease resistance protein RPS2-like
Exons: 4
Coding region: 1-1761 (586 amino acids)
Source: RefSeq, a predicted model, not a curated record
AUGGAGAUAUGGCAUGGGGAUUGUCAUGAUGAGGAAUUCUUCUACAAGCUUAGUGUUCUUGAGCUUCGUCAUCUCUCCAGGGAAUCUGCAACAUCCACAAGUCGUUUUAUUGAGAGUUUAACCAACUUGGAAGAGCUAGUCGUACGUGAAUCUUAUCUAGAAGAGCCAAGCAGCAAUGUGGAAGCCAUGGAAGGCCCUAGUCAAGAGCAAAAAGUAAUAUUACCCUUUGCAAGACAAAUUAAACAUUUGAAGACUGUAAAUGUGUCAGAUUGUGAUGGGUUAUCAAGUAUGUUUACGCCGACAAUAGUUGAAAAUUUGGUGGCUCUCACAAAAUUGAGGAUAAGUAAUUGCAGGAUAUUGACAGAAGUUAUUAGUGACAAGGGAAGUAAGGAGGGGCACAAAGUGGCUUUCCAUCAUUUGAAAUGUAUGGAGCUUGAUGGGUUGAUAGAGUUGAAAUGUUUCAGCUCAGGUGGAUGCGCUUUAAUAUGCCCUCUGCUGGAAGAUGUCAUUGUGAAUGGAUGUCCCAACAUGAAGUUCUUCUCCGAGGGGCCAAUAGAGGCACCAAAGCUGCAUAGAGUAAAAGUAGAUAUGACGGAACGGUAUGGAUCAACACAGUACCAGUAUUUUUGGAAGGAAAACCUCAACAUGACCAUCCAAAAUAUGUUUGAAGAAGUGGCUACGAUUGCUAAGGCUAAGUUUGUGCGGCUGUUUGAGUUGCCUGAGCUCGUUGGAAAGUGGCACAACGAACAUAAUCCCGUCAAUUCAUCUUGGCAAUUACAAACCCUAGUGGUGGAUAAGUGUCCAUCAUUUAUUAAUGCCAUGCCAUUCAAAUUGAUGCUUGUUUUGGAGAAAAUGACUAGCUUGCAAGUGCGCGAUUGCAAGUCUUUGGAAGAAAUCUUCGAUCUUGAAGGGCUUGAGCGGGUGGAAAGCACUCGGGUGCUACCUCACUUAGAGGAUUUGCACUUGAUCAAUCUACCAAAGUUGAGGCAAUUAUGGAAUAAAGAUCUUCAAGGAACGAUGCGCUUCAAUUCUCUAUCUUCUUCGACUCUUUAUAAAUGCAGCAACUUGAGACAUGCUUUCACUCCAUCGAUGGCUUGGUGCCUUGCCAAUAUAUAUCAUAUGGAAAUAAGGGAGUGUGAUCGGAUGGAAGGAGUGAUCGAAGAGGAAGAAGGGCGGGGAAGCGUAGUGGAGAAGAUUACGUUCCCCAAUCUCUGGAUGAUUAAGCUAAAAUGGUUGCCCAAUUUGACUAGUUUCCUAUCGGGAAAGAAUCAUGCACUGGAUUGUCCCAACUUGAAAGACUUGACCAUUGCCCACUGCCCCAAAAUGAGAAGUUUGACAUGGCAGUCUUCAUUGGAUAUUGACCAUAACACGCCUUCACUUUUCACUCCACGGGUACAAUUUCUUGGGCUUGUGUGUAUGGUUCUCUCUCACAUGGACAAUUUAAGCAAAAUAUGGCCCGACAAUCCUCAAGAAACUCUCACUUUUGACUCUCUACUGGAAGUGAAGGUCAAAAAUUGCAAGAGCCUGGAAAAUCUAUUUCCGUAUUGGGUGGCUACAAGUCUAACCCAACUUGGGAAGCUUCGAGUGGAAUCUUGUAGGAUCGAGGAAAUAGUCGCUAAUGGAGACGACACUCCACCCUCCAAUAUUGCUCAAGUUCUUUUUCCGAAACUAACCUCUUUGGUGUUACAUGAUAUGCCACGACUCAAGACCUCCUGCCCUAACUUGCCCACUUUGAAUUGGCAAUUCUUGAAGGAGUUGUGAGUGACCCACUGUGAUAAACUGAACAUGUUGUCUUUUGUGGCAUCCUUGAGCAAGUGGACUCAGAGAGAUGAUCAACAAGACCUUUCAAACCAAGAAGCACACUCUUCGUUUGAGAGGGACUUUCCCAACUUAAAGAGACUUUUAUUAGUCGCUAAGGAUAUUCAGAUGAUACAGAAUGGGAAAUUUCCCGAUGACAUCUUUGGCAAGCCAAAAGCACUAACAUUGGCAUGCUUCCAUGAUGAAAAGUCCACCUUUCCUCCCGGUUUCCUACUAGA